AUGACGGGGCUUCCAUUAAAUUCACUUGAUGCAUUGAAAGACGGAAACGAAGAACCUGGAAAACCUGCCCUUUUCCGCCCGUAUGCCCUGCCUCCCACCCCCAGUCCCCGGUACUACGACCCUAGGAACCUCCCCUCCAUCACCCAUCAAGUGAUAUGGGCCCCGUAUGUUGAGCCUAUCCUGUCCAAUAGAAGAAGUACAAUAGGCGGAAGUAAACCCAAAGUUGCCACGCCCACUGUAGUGAUGAAGAUCGAGGAAUAUAAGAAUGCAAACCCGACAAUUUUUGCAUGGGAGAUCAAAGAAAAACUACUCAAAGAAGGUGUUUGUACACAGAGUAAUCUACCCAGUGUCAGCUCCAUCAACAGAAUUCUCAGGAACAGGGCAGCAGACAAAACAGCGAUGGCUUAUGCUAGAAUGUUUAAUUCUUCUCUCUACCCGUUUCCACCCCCUGCCCUGCCACUGUGGGGCUCAAUGUUUCCCCUUUCGGAUCCCCCGACCCAUUAUAGACAACCACAGAAUUCACUGGACCACACGACAGUAUUCAAAGCUUCAAAUGAAUUCCAAAGUCAGCAAGAGGAAGAAGAGGAUAUCGAGACCAGGUCAAAUGAUACAUGCACUUCAAAAGACGAAGAAUCUGGAACCUCCAUUUCCAAACUCCGACGAAACAGGACUACCUUCAGUUCUGAGCAGCUCGAUCUUCUAGAACGGUCAUUCCAGAAAGCCCAUUACCCGGGGGUUCAAACCAGAGAGGAGCUCGCAACCAGAACUAAUCUAUCAGAGGCAAGAGUUCAGGUUUGGUUUUCAAACAGACGAGCAAAGUGGAGAAGAAACCAAAGGUUUAGUUUUCUAAAACAGACGAGCUUUCCUGUAUUUUCUCCGUUCCAGGCAGUACCAGUACCACAUACUCCCAGGUUCGUCAACCUUUCCAUGGAAGACAGAGUACCGGACCCAACAGGGAAUUCUCAACACAGCCAAAAAUUGGAUCUGAUAGGAAGCAAAGAUUCGGCAUUCACAAGACUGAACAUUCGAGAGGAGAGAAAAUCUGUGUGAAUGAUGACUUCAUACCAAAUACCUUAUAAUGAUCUCAUCCAAAUUCUAGUUCGUUUCGAACGAAACUGUUAUAUGAUCCUAAUAAAAGGCUCAAAGAAACAGGCUGGUUAUGUGCAAUAAAACACGAAUUCAUUGUA
Saccostrea cuccullata (small rock oyster) is the source of this 1187-nucleotide messenger RNA. RefSeq names its product paired box protein Pax-6-like. Gene Ontology annotation, molecular function: DNA-binding transcription factor activity, RNA polymerase II-specific; DNA binding. The record is from RefSeq and is a predicted model, not a curated record. Gene Ontology annotation, biological process: regulation of DNA-templated transcription. Lineage: Eukaryota; Metazoa; Mollusca; Bivalvia; Ostreida; Ostreidae. The transcript has 5 exons. Bases 1 to 1050 code for a protein of 349 amino acids.